Messenger RNA from Cephus cinctus (wheat stem sawfly), 2356 nucleotides. RefSeq names its product FAST kinase domain-containing protein 5, mitochondrial. Lineage: Eukaryota; Metazoa; Arthropoda; Insecta; Hymenoptera; Cephidae. Bases 262 to 2256 code for a protein of 664 amino acids. The record is from RefSeq and is a predicted model, not a curated record. The transcript is spliced from 7 exons.
CAAGGUUGUUUCGUGAUCCGGAAAUUCUCUUCUUCUGAAGAACGGAUCCAUUUAACACGUGAUUCCGGUCUAUGUCGAAGAGACCUAAAGAUGUCGUUGGUAUAGCUGCACCUAGAAACACGUGGAGGUUAUGGUAGUACACUGUAACCUAUACAAAUUACUUUUAUAGUGCGGUGUAGUGAACUAGUUGCUGAGGAACGUAUUUAAUAAACUGUGAAUAUUGAAUAAUGUAUUGUUAAAUACGAUUGAACAGACAAAGAAAUGGGUGUAUUUACCAAGAGACUUUAUAAAUUACUUAGAACGACAAAAUUGUACAAUGUUCGUGGUGUUGCUACUACUAAAAUUUCGUUGCCGGUUCGUGUACUAUAUAAAAAUACGAAUGUUGAACCUUUAUUCCAUCAGAAAUGUAUAACAAGUUCUUGGCAAAUAAGAACGAUCAUUGAACAAGCUCAGGUUGCUGAAGAUAAAGAGGAAAAUUCAUUCUUUACUGAGAACAGUUUUGCGCAUAGAGUUUUGAAGAGUACUCAUAAAUAUAAUAUUGCAAAAUCACCAAAGCUUUUGCCAAUUAUUUCUGAAGAUGAGGCUGCUAAGUUAAUUCAAGAAAACUGGAAUUUUAUGUCAUCUGAAAAGUUGGUGAAUAAUUUUAAAAAUCUUGUAUGUUAUAUUCAUAAUUAUUCUGAAAAUAUAUUUGACCCUAAGUAUGACAAUGUUGUCAAUGGAUUGUCCAAGAAUAUUCACCGAAUUACUGAUACUGAACUACAAGAAGUCUUGCGGUAUUUGCAAUUGGUACAAAAUUUAAAAAAAAGACAUGAAGGGACAUACAAAAAUUUGUUCAAAACUUUGGAUAAGGAAUGUAUACAACGAUAUAUGCAUUGGACUCCUGAUGAUCUUCUAUUGAUGGCUGAUCUCUGGUGUCAAUUGGGCCAGUCAAGGAAUACGCACUUCUUAUCACUUGCCCUAAGACGACUAGGGAAUAAACCAAAUAGAUUGUCUUCAAUUCAUUUGGUUCACUUUCUGUUUUUCUUAAAUAUUGUUCGAAAACCUCCUAUUAAUAUGUAUGAAAUUGAGUACCGUUUGGAGUCCUGCAUAAAUAUUUUAAGCCUAGAUGAACUCGGUGUUGCAGCAAUGGGCUUUUUUAAAACCCAAACGCCAAUCAGAAAUUCAAGCAUAAUAAAAAUCUAUUUAGAAAAAGUAAUUGGUAACGUUAAAGAUAUUCACGAAAUAACUUUAGCAUCAAUAAUGAAAUUUUUACGAUAUAACAUGGAGUAUAACCACAUAUCAUUGUUUCGAAUUUGUUUGGAAAAGUUGAUACCUGAAGUACAACGUCUCUCUUUAUUAAGUUUAUUACAUGUUUCACAUGCCUCAGCAAGUCUACAAGUAUAUGUAGCAGAAUUAAUGGAUAUAAUUAUAGCAAGAUUUGAACAAAAUAUAGAUGUUAUCCGGAUGAAAGAUAUCGAACGAAUACUGUAUGUUAUGACUAUCUUCAAUUAUGACAUCUCACAUCCUUUUUAUAAAAAAUGUAUCAAAGAACUGAAUCGUCCUGAACGAGAAGAAGAAAUCAACAACUUCGGAAAAGCAUUUAUAUGUGCUCUACAUUAUAUGAGCAUGGCAAACCUCUACCCAAAGAAUUUGAUUGAGAAAGCCUUAGCGAAAGAUUUCAUUUUGCAAGCAUAUGGUAAAGAUGUUCAUAAAAUAAAUAGAGAAGCUUUAUUCUUGGACCGUAGUGUCGAAGUAGAGCUUCCAGAUUACACAGGACCAAGACUCGAAGCAGGAACGUGGAAGUCAGUAGCACAGAAAAAUCGCUGGACUUUAAAAAUGAAGCAAAACCAAAUGACUAAUAAUGCGGACACCUUAUUGCUCGACGUAUUGAAGACGUGCAAAGAAAUUUUUGGUUUUGACUCAGCGGUUGUUGUAGAUCAGACAUUACCGCAUUAUACAAAACCUGAUAUUUAUAUUUGCCUGGAUGGAAACAAAAAACCUAUUCCAGUAGAACCGUUGUUAACCGAAUUACCAUUUGGUAGCAUUAAAAGGGCGCCAGAAAUCAAUUUGAGUAAUUCUCAAUGGAUAGCCAUUAUAGUGGGUGGUCCUAAUUGUUACAUUAGGAAUACCACGCAAUACUGUGGACUAAUAGCUAGCAAGUUACGGCAGUUACGGCAAAUUGGUUAUACACCCAUUAUGAUUCCAUAUUUCCGAUGGUUUGACUUGCCCAAUGAGGAAGCGAAGAAAGAUUUCAUUCAAAAUUUCGUUCUUACAUGAUGAAUUUUCACCUUAUUUUUUUAUUUUAGCCUGCGCAAAUAGUAUGAAUUUCACUACUAUAUGUAAACUGAUAUCCACAUAAAUCCAUUAGUUUAAAUUA